UUACGAUGAUGAUGACUGCUGUUUUAUUUUUGAUUGUAUGUAUAUUUAUUAUAAGUCUGUACACUGAUUUUUCUCACGUUUUGCCUCACCUGACACCUGUAUUUGUGAAUUUUAUUUUAUUUUUUUCGCUGUUGUUAUUGUUUUUGUCUCAAAAAGAUGUAAAAAUUAGAAAAGCACUACGAAGCAGCAGGAAGGUCAGAGCCAGAACCUUAGAAAAAACUAAUCAUGCUGAUUUUUAGUCUUUUGUUUACAUAUGGAGACAUCUUAAGGUGUUUGGAAUCUCUUUUUAUGAUUAAUUCUUGAAUGAUUUGUUUUAAAACCUGGUUUUCAUCGACAGGAAGUGAGGCUUCCUGUUCCCUGAACCUGACCUUCGCCGCUCGCCAUUGGCAGCCAGCAGCCGGGCUUCAGUGCUGCGUAACAGAGGCACUGCGCUGUAGAUAGCUACGCUUUUAAAAGCAGCAUUAAUAAUCCAUUUAAAGAAACAAACUCCUGACUAGUUUAUUCAUUUAUUUAUUAAUUGAUCGCCUCUCAUCUUUAUCCUUCCUCAUUUAUUUAAUCUCACCGUCAUCCUCCUCUCUUUCCUUUCAGCUCAUUCCUGCAUGGCGCCCAGGCGUCCAGAUUUCAGGGUUAAAGGGCACCCUCCUUCCUCCUCCUCUUCCUCCCUGUCACAGAUAGCAUGAGAUACUCAAGACUUUGUAUAAAAAAACAACCAGUUAAUUCAUAAAACUUGUGAUUUAAAGUUACACACCAGUACUGUUCAGACAAAAACUGUUAAAUUACAAAAAAAAAGUGCAAAAGAUAAAUUACAAAAAAAAAAAAAAAAAAACGUGAAUAACAAGCAGCUGAAGGGGAGAGGGGACUGGUUUAAGACUGGGAUUGAAGGUGGCAAAAAUAAAAUAAGAAGUGCAGGUUUUGUGGAUUUUCUGCAGCGACACGUCAAAAAAAGUUUCAAAUUCACUUCACAAUAAAACGUAAAAACCAAGAAACGCUGGUUUCAAACCGGUAAAAGAUAAACUUUCUUGUGCUUUGUAGCUACAGAACUUUUCUUUCUCUGUGUAAUCUCAUUUUCUUUGAAAUAAAUUAAGCAAUGUUUUGGAAAAAGGUUCCCGAGCUGAUCCCGGACGACCCCCCGUGUUGUUGUAAUGCUCUAAGCUCCGCCCCCAAACUCCUCUUCCUUUUACCGGUCUGCCUGUUUCCCUGCAUUAGAACCAUGUCCUCACUUUAGCCUGACUCAGAACGAUUAAAUAUAAUAUUAUAACAAUAUCUAUUUUUUAUUAUUUAAAAGAAAAAAAACACUUUUCUGGGGAGAGCACGUUUCUCGCUGCGUCCGCUAGUUAGGGAUGCCGCAUGUUCACACAUCGAAGCUGUCUAAACUCAUGCUUCUUCCUCUUCUGUCUUUUUUCAGUUUCUUUCACUCCUUCCAGGUCUAUAAUGAAAAGCACAGUUCUCACAACACACACACACAAACACACACAAGUAGAUUUGGAAAUUUGUUAUUUAUUCAUGCCUAAUCUAUGUUACCUGUCAUCUAUAUAAACCUUUUCCUGCCUUUUUCAGUUCUAGUUUUUAAAAGAGAAACUGUGUAAAAUGACAUGAUGAUCCAGAGUUUUGGCAUUCUGUUCCUGUUCUCCUCACAGACGUUUUUAUUUUUAAUUCUUUGUUCUGUUCUUUACCCAGUGAAUGCUCUUUUCUUUUUCCUGUGCAGCUUUUUUCUCUCUUCUUCUCCCUCUUCUCUUCUUUAGUGAAUGGUUGUUAUUUCAUGUGGGAUGUCCGUGCUGGAAAAAAACCAAUCGAAUGUAGUGUUUACAUUAAAAAGCCACUGUUUUCAUGACUACAGAAAAAGACAGUUUUUCUUCUUGUCUCUGAAUCUUUCUGCGUCUCAUCUUUCUGGCUGAAUGUUAGAGAUUCAGACUGAAAGAAAUAUUUUUUUAUCUGCAGAGGGCCGUGUUCACAGUUCUUUGUUCGAACACAGCGAGGUGGUUCUGUACGCCCGGUACUUCAUGUCUGACAUGGUGCUGCAGAUCCUGUCCUGAUAGAAAACCCGACACAAAGAGUCCUUGUUGCAGCAGACAGAACAGUGGAAGUGAGCUGGAGUCAGGAGCAGAGAAGCUUUCAUCCUCGCUGCUGACGAGAACCUGCCGUCUGGUUCAGUGGGUUCAGCUUUAAUGAUAGAGAGAGGCUGAACCCUGAGAGAGAGAGAGGGAGGCUGAACAGAGAGAAAGAGAGAGGGAGACAGACAGAACGAACCCUGAGAGGGAGAGAGAAACUGAAACUCGAAGAGAAAGGCCAAACCCCUAAGAGAGGGGCCAAACCCCAAAGAGAGGGGCCAAAACCCAAAGAGAGGGGCCAAAACCCAAAGAGAAUGGCCAAAACCCAAAGAGAGAGGCCAAAACCCAAAGAGAACGGCCAAAACCCAAAGAGAGAGGCCAGAACCCAAAGAGAAUGGCCAGAACCCAAAGAGAGUGGCCAAAACCCAAAGAGAGGGGCCAAAACCCAAAGAGAGGGGCCAAAACCCAAAGAGAGAGGCCAAAACCCAAAGAGAGAGGCCAAAACCCAAAGAGAGAGGCCAAAACCCAAAGAGAGGGGCCAGAACCCAAAGAGAAUGGCCAAAACCCAAAGACAGGGGCCAAAACCCAAAGAAUGGCCAAAACCCAAAGACAAAGGCCAAAACCCAAAGAGAGGGGCCAAAACCCAAAGAGAGGGGCCAAAACCCAAAGAAUGGCCAAAACCCAAAGACAAAGGCCAAAACCCAAAGAGAGGGGCCAAAACCCAAAGACAAAGGCCAAAACCCAAAGUCAAAGGCCAAAACCCAAAGAGAGGCACCAAAACACAAAGAGAGGGGCCAAAACCCGAAGAGAGGGCCAAAACCCGAAGAGAGGGCCAAAACCCAAAGAGAGGGGCCAAAACCCAAAGAGAGGGGCCAGAACCCAAAGAGAAUGGCCAAAACCCAAAGAGAAUGGCCAAAACCCAAAGACAAAGGCCAAAACCCAAAGAGAGGGGUCAAAACCCCAAGACAAAGGUCAAAACCCAAAGAGAGGGGCCAAAACCCAAAGAGAGGGGCCAAAACACAAAGAGAGGGGCCAAAACACAAAGAGAGGGGCCAGAACCCAAAGAGAGGGGCCAGAACCCAAAGAGAAUGGCCAAAACCCAAAGACAAAGGCCAAAACCCAAAGACAAAGGCCAAAACCCAAAGACAAAGGCCAAAACCCAAAGACAAAGGCCAAAACCCAAAGAGAGGGGCCAAAACCCAAAGACAAAGGUCAAAACCCAAAGACAAAGGCCAAAACCCAAAGACAAAGGCCAAAACCCAAAGAGAGGGGCCAAAACCCGAAGAGAGGGCCAAAACCCAAAGAGAAAGGGAAACUGA
Molecule: messenger RNA, 3367 nt
Organism: Austrofundulus limnaeus
Lineage: Eukaryota; Metazoa; Chordata; Actinopteri; Cyprinodontiformes; Rivulidae
Product: basic salivary proline-rich protein 2
Source: RefSeq, a predicted model, not a curated record